GUCAGUGUCAGCGACCGUCGAGCAUCCGAGCAUCCGACGUGCUGCCCAUCGCAUCCCUUGCGCUACGAUCCACAUCCACCCGGGAGUUCUGAUAGAUAUGCAGAGCUCAUCAUGAAUCAUGUCUCCGCCUUUAAAGUCGCGAAAUCUCUGCCUCGCAAGACACCCUCCAAGCACCCUGCGAGUCGGCGGUCCAUGACGUCUGCGCUCACACUCCCCCGUCUCCCGGUCCCCGACCUUCACCAGACGCUACAAAAGUAUCUGCAGUCCCUGGACCCUCUUCUGCUAGAGAAUGAGGCUCGGGGUGGUCCCAGCUUCUCUGAAGCCCGCCGCCUACGUGAAACGUGGGCGGAUGAUUUCGAGCGCGGGAUCGGGAAGGUAUGCCAGGAACGCCUAUUAGCACUUGACAGGGCGUCACCCACAAACUGGCUCGACGACAACUUCUGGAUCAAGAAGGCGUACCACGAAUGGCGGGCACCGCUCAUCGUCAACUCGAAUUGGUGGCUGGCAUUUCAUAACGACCCGGCCGUUCCACGGGAGGUUGUGCUGGGACACCGUCCCGCUCUUGGCGCGGUCGGCAUCACGGACUGGCAGGUACGCAGGGCAGCGUGGCUAGUCCGUCGUACGUUGGAGUGGAAAGCCCGGUUAGAGAGACAGGAUGACCAGGCUGGAAUCACUAGAGCGGGUGUAUGGCUCCGAGAUACCGCAGCGAAGAUGUUCAACGUCUCUCGCCUACCCCAAGCGGACUGCGAUACCUUGUCGACCACUCCUUCAUACACCGACCCGGACGCCCACAAGAUCAUUGUCAUGCUCCACGACUGGUUCUACGCUGUCGACGUUCUAGAGGAGGACAAGCGGGUCCUCCAGCCGGCAGAAAUCGAGCGACGCCUGUUGGCCGUCGUUGCUGAUGCCGACGGGCGGCUGAAGCGAGGCGAAAUCGCUCCUGCGGUCGGUGUGCUCACCGCUGACGACCGAGAUCGCUGGACGGAGAAUCUCGGCCAUCUCCUCUCACUAUCGCCUGUGAAUCACGACGUUCUGCGCACCGUCAAUCACUCCCUCUUCGCGCUCAGUCUCGAUCCCUACACCUACGUCCCUCCGUCUUCAACGCCUGCCCAAGCAGGCUCCCCUGUCCCAGAACCGAACACCGUCUCCGAGCUCACUGCGCACCUACACAAUAUCCGCUCCGGGCCGACGCCGCGCCCAGGACAUAACCGGUGGUACGAUAAGGCGUACACGCUCGUCGUCGAGUCGAACACCCGCGCGGGCGCCAUUGGCGAGCACUCGCCCUGCGACGCGCUCGUCCCGAGUAUCGGCGCGGAGUUCGCUGUGGUGGAGAGCGUUGAUGAGGAUGCGUUUCCGCCGCUGUUGCCUGAGGGGCGUAUGCCGAACGUCGAGGCGGUCGGAGGCUGGGAACGUCUGGAGUGGGUGGUAGAUGAGAGAAUCCGGAAGGAGUGUGACGAGGCGGAGAAGCGGGUGAAGAUCAUCGUAGAGGACUCGGACCAGGGCCUUCUGUGGUUCACGGACUACGGUGCUGAGCGGAUCAAGAAUGAAGCUCGGCUGUCCACCGACGCAUACAUACAGAUGGCGAUGCAGCUCGCGUGGUACCGGACGCGCGGAUGCUUCACCGCGACGUAUGAGACCGCGCUAACGCGCCUCUUCAAGAACGGCCGAACGGAGACGAUCCGCACGCUUAGUGCCGACAGCCGCGCCUUCGUCCUCGCCAUGGUCGACCCAAAAAGCACUCCGCAGGCGCGACAAUCGCUUCUGCGCCGCGCGGUACAGACGCAUACGAGCUCGACGCGCCAUGCUGCGACCGGUCGCGGCAUCGACCGCCAUCUGCUCGGUCUGCGACUGAUGCUCGAUGCUUCUGCGCGCGAGCGGCAUGACUUGUUUGACGAUGAGCUCUUCACGCUCAGUCAGACGUGGAAGCUGAGUACGAGUGGGUUGAGUGAGGGACAUCAGUUCCGUGGCACUGGCUUUGGUGCUGCAUAUCCUGAUGGCUAUGGGAUCAACUACCUUGCAGCUCCCAGCACAAUCACAUUUGGCAUAGAAUGCAAGUUCUCCUCACCACUGACCUCAACAGAGGUGUUCAAGGCAGCCAUUAUUGAAGCAUUGGCAGACAUGAAGUCUACAUGCCUUACUGCUAAUGCACAUUUAUAGCCUUAC
Molecule: messenger RNA, 2163 nt
Organism: Rhodofomes roseus
Lineage: Eukaryota; Fungi; Basidiomycota; Agaricomycetes; Polyporales; Fomitopsidaceae
Product: acyltransferase ChoActase/COT/CPT
Exons: 9
Coding region: 112-2157 (681 amino acids)
Molecular function (GO): acyltransferase activity
Source: RefSeq, a predicted model, not a curated record